UAUAGAAACUUUCAUAUGUAAACUUUAAAUAAUAUAUUUAGUAUGACUAAUAAUGGGAAUAAAUCAAUCAUCAUUAGAAAACCUACAUUCCAACAAGUAUCUUGGUCGAUUUGUUGGAACUCAGCAAAUUUUACGAGAAGAUAUGUUUUGGAAUGAGUUUACGCAAUUCUCUUCGUUAUCACUUUUUACAAGGGACGCCAUAAAGUUAUUUAAAAAAGAUAUUGAAGCAUUAUGCAAAAAAUUAUCAACAAACACUAAAGCAAGUGGAAACUUUAUGACACUUGUAUGUAUUAGUAAUUACUGCGCUCGUGAACUAAUAUCUCAUAGCUCCAAUAUCAAUAAUUCUGAAAUUGUAAACAAAUUUAGAAAUGCAUUAUUCAUUAUUCGUUGUUGCUGUGAAUAUUUUGCUGAACAUCUCUUUGAAGAUGAUUUUAUUGACUUAUUUAACACAGUACCUUUGUUUGAUGAUCAAGUUAGCAUGUUUGAAGAGUAUAUUUUAGUGUUAUCGGAAGUCAUUUCUUUUGUACCAGUCAAUUCGUCUACAUACUAUGUGCAUUUUGAGUCAAUUACUUCAUACAUUGUUUUACUUUCCACGCAACUGUUUCAACCUAAACCAAAAGAAUCAAGCAAGAUAUUUUUGUCUAUACUUCAUAGUAAAUGUUCUGGAAAUGCAAUAACUGUUAUUCAGAGCUGUUUACAUAAUUAUAUAAAAAAUGAUCCUCCUCCAUCAGAUUCCAAGAGUGUGGUCUCUUGGGCUGCUUCUGGUAUUUGGUCAAUGUUUGUAAAUGAUAAUCAAUCUACAGAUUCACCAAGCAAUUUGAUUCUUUAUCCGCUAGCAAACCAUAGUUUCUUUCUUCUUAAUUUAUUUGUAUUCAGUUCUUCUAAAGAGCAUAAUUUAUAUAGAAAAGCAGUUCUUAAUUGUAAGCCAGGAAAAAGUUCUGGCAGUGGAGAAGAUGAUGCAACCACAAACAAUGACUGUUCGUUUACCCUUAAUUUUAACAGGCUGUUUUCAGCUUUAGCACGAGACCUUCACAUGGAACAAACUGUUUUGCUGCUGUACACCAUGCUGCAUAAAAACAAGUCAUUUGUAAAUUACCUGCUACGUCAAAAAGAUAUAGAGAAUAUUUUAUUACCACUGUUAAAAGUAUUAUAUGAUCUUGAAAAAAGCAACCCACACAGUAUAUACAUGGUUCUGAUAUGCAUUCUUAUUUUUACUCAAGAUUCCACUUUCAAUAACAUUAUUCAUCAUAAAACAGGAUUGGAUUUAUCUUGGUAUAAAGAAAAAAAAUUAAUUGGUAUAAGUCUUGGUAGCUUUAUAGUUCUUAUUUUGCUACGUACUAUCCAGUUUAAUAUGGCAAAAAUGAGAGAUAAGUAUUUACAUACAAAUUGUUUAGCAUCAUUGGCAAAUAUGGCAAGUAACUUUACAAACUUGCAUCCUGUUGUCACACAGAAGCUAACUGUUUUGCUUGAACAACUUAUCAAACGGUUAUCUAAACUGGUAACCCAAACUUCGAAAGAAGUGCAAGAAACAAAGGAAGUUACUGAUGUCGAGGUUUUGGAAGAAAUAAUUUACAUGUUAUUAGAAAUUAUCAAUGCAUCUUUGUUUGCGAAUAUAGAAGAAAGUUCAAAUCUCAUACUUUCUUUACUUCGAAACAAAGAACUUUUUGAUGGAUUAGCUACAAAACCAAAGUUUAAAAAUAUUGUUACCAAUAUUGCUGUUAUAUUUUCUUACUUCGGAAAAAAUGUGAAUGAGCUAGCAGAAUAUGGUGAUAGUCCCGAUAGUAUUUUAACCGCGAUAAAACAAUCUUCAGCAGCUUUUCCCAUACAAAAAAUGGUGAAGUUUCCUGCAUUGAUGUUUCGUUAUUUGGAAGAAGAGUCUGCUGAAGAAUUUUUUAUUCCGUAUCUUUGGUCAAUCAUAUAUAAACAAUCAUUUUUAUAUUGGAACAGCGAUCGCAUAUUGCUUUUUCCAACCUGUCCCUAAUAUUUAGAAUUCUAGGUUCUAGGUUUCUAGAAAAAAAAGCCUAUAACUUUCAAAAGAA
This is a messenger RNA of Hydra vulgaris (swiftwater hydra), 2039 nucleotides long. RefSeq names its product dymeclin. Gene Ontology annotation, biological process: Golgi organization. Gene Ontology annotation, cellular component: Golgi apparatus. Lineage: Eukaryota; Metazoa; Cnidaria; Hydrozoa; Anthoathecata; Hydridae. The record is from RefSeq and is a predicted model, not a curated record.